Oncorhynchus keta (chum salmon) is the source of this 1323-nucleotide messenger RNA. RefSeq lists its product as uncharacterized. The transcript is spliced from 2 exons. The record is from RefSeq and is a predicted model, not a curated record. Lineage: Eukaryota; Metazoa; Chordata; Actinopteri; Salmoniformes; Salmonidae. Bases 548 to 1147 code for a protein of 199 amino acids.
CGAGUUUCCUCCUCUUCUUCCGAAGAGGAGAGGCGAAACGGAUCAGAGGACCAAUACGCGGCGUGGUAAUUUUCCAUGGUACUUUUUUAAUGCUUUCAGGUACACAUGAACAAACUAACAAAACAAGAAAUGUGAAACUCAAAUUACAGUCCUAUCUGGUGCACACACAGAGACAGGAAACAAUCACCCACAAACACACAGUGAAACCCAGGCCACCUAAGUAUGAUUCUCAAUCAGAGACAACUAAUGACACCUGCCUCUGAUUGAGAACCAUACUAGGCCGAAAACAUAGAAAUUCCCAAAACCUAGACAAACAAACAUAGACUACCCACCCAACUCACGCCCUGACCAUACUAACUAAACACAAAACACAGAAAAUAAAGGUCAGAACGUGACAGUACCCCCCCCCAAAGGUGCGGACUCCGGCCGCAAAACCUUGACCUAUAGGGGAGGGUCUGGGUGGGCGUCUGUCCGCGGUGGCGGUUCUGGCGCGGGACGCGGACCCCACUUCACCAUUGUCUUUGUCCGCCUCCGUGGCUUUCUCACCAUGGCAACCCCUCUCAAUGACCCCACUGGACAGGCGGGAGGCUCCGGCAGCGGCGCCGGACAGGCGGGAGGCUCCGGCAGCAGCGCCGGACAGGCGGGAGGCUCCGGCAGCGGCGCCGGACAGGCGGGAGGCUCCGGCAGCGGCGCCGGACAGGCGGGAGCACCUGCAGAGAGGAGACAGAGAGACAGCCUGGUGCGUGGAGCUGCUACAGGAGGCAGCGGCGCCGGACAGGCGGGACGCUCCAGCAGCGGCGCCGGACAGGCGGGAGGCUCCGGCAGCAGCGCCGGACAGGCGGGAGGCUCCGGCAGUGGCGCCGGACAGGCGGGAGGCUCCGGCAGCGGCGCCGGACAGGCGGGAGGCUCCGGACAGGCGGGAGGCUCCGGCAGCGGCGCCGGACAGGCGGGAGGCUCCGGCAGCGGCGCCGGACAGGCGGGAGGCUCCGGCAGCGGCGCCGGACAGGCGGAACGCUCCGGCAGCGGCGCCGGACAGGCGGGAGCACCUGCAGGGAGGAGACUGAGAGACAGCCUGGUGCGUGGGGCUGCCACAGGAACUACCAGGCUGGGGAGACUUUCAGGAGGCUUGGUGUUAGGAGGAGCCUGAAAGACCGGGCUGUGGGGAGCACUGGAGCUCUGGUGCGCAACCUUGGCACCACUUCCCCAGGCUGGACAACUACUCGAGCCCGGACCCUCAAGAGUGCAGGCACAGGUUGAACCGGGCUGUGGGUAAGCACGGGAGAUCUAGUGCUUACUACACGCACCUCUCCCCUAGGCUCCACU